UUUUCGCCUGCCUUUCACUCUGCAAUUGUACUGAGAUGUGUGUGCGAGACAGCCAUUGUGAAGCAACCUUUGCCCUGAAGGCAUGAGCUAAUUUGAAUGCAUGCUUCAGUAGUACAGCAGACAUUGAGGAAAGUCUGUGUGGAUUACCAGCUGAUGUUGUGUGGAAUAAUUGCACCUGCCUUCGAAAAUAGAGUCAGCAGCUCCAAGCUCUGGACUAUGCAGCGGCGUGAUCUCUUUGUCAGAUACCUAAAGGUCGCUUGUCCCUCCAGCACCCGCAUGUGAAUAUUUCUGCUUCAAGGCUGUGUGCACAGGCAAGGAGACCAGCUCCGGGCUUAGCCCUCCCUUCCUGGUAUCCUGUUUCAGAGAUCUGCCUUGCCGCUCACACAACUCAGCUGUCUCCUGUAGGUGUGUUUGUUCAUUCCUUCUUCCGCAAAUUUGAGCUGCUUCUACUUCCCAUUGUAUUAGUAAGCCAUUUUAGACAUUGCUGAGAGAUUGGGAGAAUGAGAAAGUGCUAAAUGUACAACGGCAAGUUGAAGAAUGUGAACCUAAAGACUAUUGGAAAACAAUCUUCAGCAUUAAACAGUCGGCGUCCUUAAUGAGCGAAACUGCACUGAGAACAGGAUCAGUGUGUUCACGGAAACCUAAUCGGAGCAUUUGUUAAUACAGGUAGUGAGCACCACCAGAAAAAGUGGCUUCAACUCACAAAACCAAUGACAGUGUCGACUCUAACAAUAUCCGAGCCCAACAGCUUGCCAAUGGGGACACUCUACAGUGAUGGCUGUCUGUAGCUUGAGUAGUGAGAGACGUACUCCUGCCUGUCUUCUAACAGGGAGGCAUGCCACAAACAUUGACCUCUACAAGUAUGUUUAAUACCAGUGGCUUUAGCCAUGAACUUCAACCAACCAAAGAAAACGAACAUGAAAGCCUGAUAUUUCAGGAUGGUAACCUUAUCUCGGCAUCUUUAGAGGCUUUGAUCCAACACCUCAUACCUACAGUUGAUUAUUAUCCUGAAAAAGCAUAUAUAUUUACAUUUCUACUGAGUUCAAGAUUAUUCAUCGAACCCCAUGAGCUGUUAUCAAAAGUAUGCCACAUGUGUAUAGAGCAGCAAAGUCUAGACGAGCCAGUGCUUGACAAGGCACGAAUUAAAAAAUUUGGACCUAAGAUAAUGCAGUUGAUGGCAGAAUGGACAGAAAGUUUCCCAUCUGAUUUUCGGGAUGACAGAAUGAUUGCACAUCUAAAGGACAUGAUCCACAGGAUAGCGCCCUGUGAUGAGAGCUAUUGGAAGACAAUGAAUCAGCUUUUGCAAACAUUGAACCAAAAACUGGCGACUCUAAAUCAAGGUGAAGAAAACACAGUCAAGCUCAAUGCUAGUGUGUCCGAUAAACUGGUUAUCAUCAAAGCCAAACCUCCGUCCAUUCAAAGAGAUAUACUGAGUAUUUGCAAUGAUCCAUAUACCCUGGCACAACAGCUAACUCACAUAGAAUUGGAACGGUUGAGUUUUAUUGGCCCUGAAGAAUUUGUACAAGCAUUUGUACACAAGGAUUCUUUGGAAAACCCAAAGUCUUGCCUCAGUGACCAAAAGAAAACAAACAAUCUUGAAGCCUAUGUCAAAUGGUUCAACAGACUCUGCUAUUUAGUAGCUACUGAAAUAUGUAUGCCUGCGAAGAAGAAACACAGAGCACUAGUGAUAGAAUUUUUUAUUGAUGUUGCUCGAGAAUGCUUUAAUAUUGGUAACUUCAAUUCCUUGAUGGCAAUUAUAUCUGGUAUGAACAUGAGCCCUGUUUCUAGGUUAAAGAAGACAUGGGGGAAGGUUAAAACAGCAAAAUUUUACAUUCUUGAGCAUCAAAUGGAUCCUACAGGUAACUUCUACAACUACAGAACAGCUCUCCGUGGGGCAGCUCAUCGGUCACUGACUGCACACAGUAACCGAGAAAAAAUUGUUAUCCCUUUCUUCAGCCUGCUGAUCAAAGACAUUUACUUCCUAAAUGAGGGAUGUGCAAAUCGUCUUCCUAAUGGUCAUGUGAAUUUUGAGAAAUUUUUAGAAUUGGCCAAACAAGUAGGAGAAUUUAUGAUGUGGAAACAGGUUACGUGUCCUUUUGAAGAUGAUCAAAAUAUCAUUCAUUAUCUUCAUACAGCCCCUGUCUUCUCUGAAGAUGGUUUGUAUUUGGCGUCAUAUGAAAGUGAAAGUCCAGAAAACCAACUUGAAAAAGACAGAUGGAAAACUUUAAGAUCAACACUCUUGGGAAAGACCUGAGUAUGUUGGAGUACAUUCAGAAUACAAAUCUACUAGUACCACAGCUUGCACUAUUGACUUCAGAAACUAGCAGAGACCUAGGUUUUCCUGAACUUUGAUGAGCAGGAUUCAUCAGUCAGAGUCGUACAAGUAUGAAGAGAAAAAAUAUUCCCUGCUUGAAACUCUCUCUAAACAAGCAGUUUUUAAAUUAUACAGAGCUUAUCAAUAGGAAGCUGGAUAAUGCUAAAUUUCAGAAACUGAAAUACUUUUCAGUCGGUACAUGUCCUGAUACUGACUUAGAUGAAUUAGAUUGCAAGACAUGAAAAGAUUUCAAAGUAAGUACUUCCAUUUUUUAACAUAUCCUGGGACUAGAUAGUUCACGUUUUGAAUUCUGCCUGAAAUAGGUUUGGACAUGUGAACUGAACUCAAGAAGCCAGGAUUCAGGAUUCAUUGUGUAAAAGUAACUGCUGUUUAUCUCAACUGAAAGAAAUACUUCCAUUUGCAGGAAGGUCCUACUAGACUGACAUUCAGUUGUGUACAUUAUUUAGUAAUUUCCUAGAGCACAUAUUUUGUGUUGUAAUAUUUUACUCAGUGGGUACCUGAUCUCAUCAUCUGCAUGCAUUUAAAAUGUCUCAUUAUAGUUUGAAUUACUGUGACAUUUUCACUUGCUUACUUAGCAAGCUUAGAUGAUACAAUUCAUCAAUAAUAUUAUUUAAACAAUAUAGCAAAACAUAAUGUGCAUUUUGUGAUAUGGAAAAGAUUUUGAACUAUAAAAUGCUAAUUGUCAGUAUGCCUCAUUCAUAUUAAAUCACAAAUUAAGACAACAAAUUUAAACCUGAUCAAAUGUAAUAAAAGCGGGUGGAUACUUAACAGGUUGUUGUUAUAUUAUCUGUGAAGUUAUUUAACAGUUGUCUGUUAAAUCCCUGUAAAUAUUAUUACAUGAGGUUUACAUCUGGCAGAUACAUGAUAUUUCCUUCUGAAUUGGGUAAUUUUAUUAUGUAAAUAUGAUUUCAAUUACUUAUACUAAUUUUAAUUUAUAGUAAAAAAAUUUGUUGACUUCAAUCUGAGUGGUCGUGGUGGUAAAGAAAAUGAGGAAGAGCUAAGUCUAUAUGAAAGCUGUAUACGAUCCCACAGUUAUUUGAAAUUUGGGAAUUUAGAGCCAUUGAAGAUGCAUGUAGUUGUGACAGACAUAUAUAAUGGCAUUUACUUAUUACUUAAGUACGAGAUAUUUUUGUAGUACAUAAUAUUGUAAAUGGUGUUACAUAUUAACCAAACUAAUAUCAUUUACCUGAGAUAACAAGGUGUAGAGCUGGAUGAACACAGCAGGCCAAGCAGCACCAGAGCCGCAGGAAGGCUGACGUUUCGGGCCUAGACCCUUCUUCAGAAAGGCAGUUCAUCCAGCUCUACACCUUGUCAUCUCAGAUUCUCCAGCAUCUGCAGUUCCUACUGCCUCUGAAACUAGUAUCAUAUACCUGUUGUCAUAUAUACAUAUCAUGUUGGGCACCUGUGACCUGCAUCCAUUUACAAGCACGUGUUUUGCAAAUAUUUGAUAAUGAUUAUCCCUGCACUGGAGGUGGCAAGGCAGGAAGAUCAAAUAAUUAACCCCUGAGAGAUCCUUGCCACCUUCUGCCAACUCAGCCAUUAUGUCCUUAGUGAGAAAUUUUAUGGGCGAGUAGUCAAUUUAAGAUUUCAAUUAGUCAAUUAACAGCUACUUAAGGGCCUCAAUUCACCACCUGCUUCAUUACCUACCUUAUCAAAGACAGAUAAAGUAGCUGGCUUCCAACUGGAUAAACGGGGCAAUGAGCCUGCUGGUUUAAAGAAACUUUUCUUUUUGCCCAAAUUAGAGGCAAAGGAAAGGUAAGGACAAAAGGAUGGCUGAUGAAUGCCCUUGCCUUUGCCUCUGAUACCCUAAGUGUUUGAAUCCAAUAGAAAAGCACUUGCCUUCAUAUUGUUUGAUUGCCUGAAGUUUAGACCUCCAGGACAAUCUCUAAAAGCCAGAAGCUGCUGACAAUUCAGGGGCUGGCAGCUUCUGCCUUCAAGAGAUUUCAGUAUCAAGGUUCAUUAUUGUCAAGAUGCUCACUGUGAGUUUUUCAGUGAUCAUCUGGAGUUUAACCUGGAGGGAUUCCUCACCUGUGGAGGUAGCAAGUCAAUUGCCCCAAAGACCCUUAGUUCCUCACUUAGUACAUGGAGCCCUAAGUAAUGACAAAUUUUUGUUGUUAUAAAUUGCACUUCAAUUACUUUAAUCCAACAAGGAUAACCGUGAUCACACAUAACUCUAGAGCAGAUAUCUACCUGUUCCUGAAUGGUGGCAAAGCUGCUGGCUGUACUUGGAUGUGUUGCUUCACAGGUAUUUUGAGGCUUAAAAUGUGUACAGUUCUCCAUUUUGCUCUGGUAUAUAAUCACAUUCUGACAUUUUACUCUUGAAAAUCUGUUUUGUGGUCAAACGCUUCUUGUAAAAAGCCUAGAGAGCAUGAUUCCUUCUAAAGGUUUUUUUUAGUUGUACGCUUUAUUUGGUUAAAAAAAAUUGAAAUUAAUGCUGUGGUAUUUGAAAAUUGAAUUUUUAUACUACUGUAUGAGAUUAUUAAUGGAAAUAUUGUUGAUAAUAUUCUGGCUAAUUUAUCUGUGCAUAGGAUUUAUAUAUUAUGUGUAAUUUAUAC
Messenger RNA from Stegostoma tigrinum, 4890 nucleotides. Its product is annotated as ras-GEF domain-containing family member 1C-like. Gene Ontology annotation, molecular function: guanyl-nucleotide exchange factor activity. Gene Ontology annotation, cellular component: plasma membrane. The transcript is spliced from 15 exons. The coding region runs from base 836 to 2254 and encodes 472 amino acids. The record is from RefSeq and is a predicted model, not a curated record. Lineage: Eukaryota; Metazoa; Chordata; Chondrichthyes; Orectolobiformes; Stegostomatidae. Gene Ontology annotation, biological process: Ras protein signal transduction; positive regulation of GTPase activity.